Cajanus cajan (pigeon pea) is the source of this 504-nucleotide messenger RNA. The record is from RefSeq and is a predicted model, not a curated record. Lineage: Eukaryota; Viridiplantae; Streptophyta; Magnoliopsida; Fabales; Fabaceae.
AUGGCAGGAGGUAGGAACGAUCGUGCAAUCACUGAUGCUCUACAAGCGAUGGCUCAGGCUCUUGUUGAAAAGAUAUUCCAAGCUAUGGGAUGUCCUUUGAUACAGAAGGUGACUUUGGCUGCCUUCAUGCUUUCUGGAGAGGCUGGUAUAUGGUGGCAAGGUGCUUUGCAAAGAAUGAUGGCUGCAGGUACCCAAGUGAACUGGGAGAAUUUCAAACAGCUAUUCUUGGAGAAAUACUUUCCGCGAGAUGUGAGACAUAAGAAACAGGUGGAAUUCCUUGAGUUGAAGCAAGGAGAAAAUUCUGUGGCUGAGUAUGUGACUAAGUUUGAAGACUUGGUCAGAUUCUGUCCUAUGUAUGAUGGUGUGGGCAAUGAGGAGGACAAAUGUGUGAAGUUUGUGAGUGGUCUUCGCCCUGAGAUUAAACAAGUUUUCAAUUACCAAGGGAUCACUCAAUACCAUGAUCUGGUGAACAAGUGUCAAGUCUAUGAUGAGGACAACCUGUAA